Molecule: messenger RNA, 1198 nt
Organism: Diabrotica virgifera virgifera (western corn rootworm)
Lineage: Eukaryota; Metazoa; Arthropoda; Insecta; Coleoptera; Chrysomelidae
Product: zinc finger CCHC domain-containing protein 24-like
Exons: 5
Coding region: 291-962 (223 amino acids)
Molecular function (GO): zinc ion binding; nucleic acid binding
Source: RefSeq, a predicted model, not a curated record
UACUCACAUCGCAUCCAUCCAGAAUCCAGAGACAGAAUAAAUUGACAAAUGCAUAACACUAGCACCCUUUAAUGAGCAAACAUAUGUGCGUACAAUUCAUUACGAUCAAAAUGUGAAUCACGGCAAAUUGUUUUUGGUGCGGCAGAAUACUUCUUUGCGUUUAUGGAUAAUAUCCUUGUGAUUUCUGGCAAGGAAUAGUAAACAUUUUUUUCGUUAUUUCCGUCCUAGAACUAUUUUUUCCACAGUGUUAGCUAUUUUCUUGGUUGUAGUGAGAACAAGAAUAAUUAGAGAUGGCACCAACAGCAACUAUAAUUUCACCUUCCAGCACUUUGUCUUCUCCAUUUGCUCUUAGCAGAACCCAACAAGAUUAUGGCUGUAAUGGAUCAUUAAAUUCAUUACUCAGUUCGUUUCCAGCUACCAAUUGGUGUCAUUAUCAAAACAACGACCAAUAUCAAACGAAACUUCUAAGUCCGACAUGGAGUGCUUAUUCAACAAACCAACAGUAUUCCUUUAACCUUUACAGUCCAACAUACUCGAACCUAAGCGCAUGUGAUCAUUUAGGAGAUAUCACUGAACAGCUCGCUGACUUAUCACUGGACAGAAGACAGAUCAAACGACCGCCUCCAUCGUAUUUGUGCCAUUUGUGUUUCCAAAAGGGGCACUAUAUCAAGGAUUGUCCACAGGCUCGGCCCAAAGGUGAAGGAAAAACUCCAUACCAAGGUAGAAAGCGAUGUUUCGGGGAAUAUAAAUGUCCAAAGUGUAAAAGAAAAUGGAUGUCAGGUAACUCCUGGUCAAAUAUGGGACAGGAAUGUAUUAAAUGCCACAUCAAUGUUUUUCCACAUAAACAAAGACCGUUGGAAAAACCCGAUGGAUUGGAUGUAUCCGACCAAUCGAAAGUCCAUCCUCAGCAUCUAUGCCAAAAAUGUAAAGAGCUGGGAUAUUACUGUAGGCGAGUACAAUAAAACAAGAAGAUAACUCUACUGUUUUUGUUUUCAUUCUUUUAAUUUUAUUUUAUAUCAGAAUAUAGACUAUAUAUUUCAUGUUUUAUAUUUUAUAAUUUCAGUUUUUCCACGUUUAUUAUUUAUACUUUUUAUUUUUUUACUGAUGUAAUUUUUUAAAGUACUUAAAAUAUAUGUAUUUUGAUGUAUGUUACCACUAUGUUAGAUACGUUAUAUAUAAAUAUUGAUGUUUAUUUUCC